GUCGACGCGUUGUAUGCUCGAAACGGGGGGAAACCAAAAUAAAACGAAUAAUUACGCCGCGGUACGGUGCGAUCAGCGGACAAGUUUUUGGUACUUUUCAAUUCGUGUGCACUUUUAAAGAGCUCUCCUGCGUUAAGUCGACUCACCACGUGAGAAGCCGAAUGUCGACCUCCUUUGACAGCGACCGCUUUGCCGGCAGAGCUGUCAAGAGAGGAGAAAACGCCAAACGAAAAUCUUGACAUCGAUCAACACACGCUCCGCUUUCGGAAAGUUUGCAAAGGGGCAAAGGAAAAGUGUUUUUUAUCGGCGUUCUUCUGCUGCAGUAGUGGAAAUCAAACAAUUCCUUCAAGUUUCCACGAGAGUGCACAAAACCGAAGCAUGUCGGGAAGACGGGUGCCGGCGAACGAGGACCUCUCGAACGUGGAGUUCGAGACGAGCGAAGAUGUGGAGGUGCUGCCGACGUUCAACUCAAUGGGGCUGCGGGAAGAGCUUCUGCGGGGUAUUUACGCGUACGGUUUUGAGAAACCGUCCGCCAUCCAGCAGCGAAGCAUUCAGCCAAUCGUGAAGGGUCGUGAUGUCAUCGCACAGGCACAGUCCGGUACGGGUAAGACGGCCACCUUCUCGAUAUCCAUUCUGCAGUCGAUGGACACGACGCUGCGAGAGACGCAGGUCCUCUGCCUGUCCCCGACGCGCGAGUUGGCCGUGCAGAUACAGAAGGUUAUCCUCGCGCUGGGAGAUUUCAUGAACGUACAGUGUCACGCCUGCAUCGGCGGUACAAAUCUGGGGGAGGACAUUCGCAAACUGGACUAUGGCCAGCACGUGGUGAGCGGCACGCCGGGCCGCGUGUUCGACAUGAUCAAGCGGCGCGUGCUGCGCACCCGUUCCAUCAAGAUGCUGGUGCUGGACGAAGCGGACGAGAUGCUUAACAAAGGCUUCAAGGAACAGAUCUACGACGUGUACCGGUACCUGCCGCCCGCAACGCAGGUGGUACUGAUUUCCGCCACCCUGCCGCACGAAAUCCUCGAAAUGACCUCCAAGUUCAUGACGGACCCGAUCCGCAUCCUGGUCAAGCGCGAUGAACUGACGCUGGAAGGCAUCAAGCAGUUCUUCGUGGCAGUCGAGCGGGAGGAGUGGAAGUUCGACACGCUGUGCGACCUGUACGACACGCUGACCAUCACGCAGGCGGUCAUCUUCUGCAACACCCGGCGCAAGGUCGACUGGCUGACGGAGAAGAUGCGUGAGGCCAACUUUACCGUCAGCUCGAUGCACGGCGACAUGCCGCAGAAGGAGCGUGACGAAAUUAUGAAAGAGUUCCGGUCCGGCCAGAGCCGGGUGCUGAUCACGACGGACGUUUGGGCGCGCGGUAUCGACGUGCAGCAGGUGUCGCUGGUCAUCAACUACGAUCUGCCGAACAACCGUGAGCUGUACAUCCAUCGCAUCGGUCGUUCGGGUCGGUUCGGGCGUAAGGGUGUUGCUAUUAACUUUGUCAAAUCGGACGACAUCAGAAUUCUGCGAGACAUUGAACAGUACUACUCCACGCAGAUCGAUGAGAUGCCCAUGAAUGUGGCCGAUCUGAUCUAGAUUUGUGUGUUAUUCUGCUAACACAAUUAAACAGUAAUUCCCAAACACAGACCCAUUUUGUACUACUCAUCUGAUUUGCAUGGCUCCGCCGGUGCAGCACAUUAGAAAACGUAAUCUUUUAAGCGUGUAAUCAUACAGCGUAUAUGUUCUGAAAUUUAACAAUGGACUUGAAAUAAAUAGAAUCAUCCAUCAGUA
Molecule: messenger RNA, 1776 nt
Organism: Anopheles coluzzii
Lineage: Eukaryota; Metazoa; Arthropoda; Insecta; Diptera; Culicidae
Product: eukaryotic initiation factor 4A-III
Exons: 3
Coding region: 379-1581 (400 amino acids)
Cellular component (GO): nucleolus; catalytic step 2 spliceosome
Molecular function (GO): mRNA binding; ATP binding; RNA helicase activity
Source: RefSeq, a predicted model, not a curated record